This is a messenger RNA of Lachancea mirantina, 2706 nucleotides long. NCBI's taxonomy places the organism in Eukaryota, Fungi, Ascomycota, Saccharomycetes, Saccharomycetales, Saccharomycetaceae. The record is from the annotation of a GenBank genome assembly.
AUGAGCAGGAGUGAAGGAAAUCCAGUAGAUCUGGAUCCCGCGGGUUUGGCGCACAACAAUGCGAGCAAGGGACGUCGUAACUCUUCUCGUAGUUACAAAGAAAAGCGAAAAAGCGAUGUUCUAAUAGCAGCGCAGUCGCUGGACAAUGAAUUGCAGAAUGUGAAAAAUCUGAAGAGAUUGUCCAUAGGGUCAAUGGAUCUAUUGAUAGACCCUGAGUUAGAGUACCGAAUCCAGAGUCCAUAUGGUGGUCAAACGCAUGAUGAAAUGCAACAUUUCAAUGAUGCGGAGGAGUUUGAAGACGAAGGAAAUUCAUUUUUCGAUGAUAGCAUUAACAUUACUAGCACUGAAUACUUGCAAGAUCCUCCUGAAAUAUUGGAAGAGCCGCACGACAAGUUGACGAAAAGUGGGGACGAAAAAGUGUCGGCAAGAAAAUUGAGCGGUGUGCGAAGAGGAGGAAUACAUUCCGCCAAAUCAAGAGCCUCGAGUGACGAUUAUGAUUCGGAAGAAAGUGUAACUCAAAAUCUCUUGUGGGUUCCAGCAAAUCAGCAUCCUAAUAUAAGGCCUGAAAAUUAUCUUGAGCUGGUUCAAGACACACUACAGAAUCUACAACUAGAGCAAGAAGAACUUUCUCGGACGGGCACCAAGGAACAUCAAAAUCAAUCUUUAGCAAGGAAUCCAGGUUUGGGGAAGAGCAUAAACAAAAACAGCUCAUUGGUUAGAAGGCCGUCGAGGCUGCGUAAAUCCUAUUCAGAAUUUGAAGAGUUGCAUGAUAUGGCCCAUCUCUCAGACGAGCCCAAUAAUGAUGAAUCAUUGCAUGACAAAACUGAUAAGCGGGGCUCGGGACUUAAAGAGCCCCAUAGAGUGAUCUCUCUAAGAGAUAUCACGGAAGAACUUACAAAAGUCUCCAACAAAGCCGGUUUAACUGAUGGGGAUGCAGUAACGCUAGCGAGGACAUUAGGAAUGGCUGGACCUUACGAAAAUGAAGCGUGGCUUGGAGAUAGUUCGGAAUGUUCAUCAGAGGCAGGAGAUUCUGCAUUUGCAUCUACGAUGAUGGCUAAAGGUGGUCUCACGAUUCCUGAGCGAUCUUCUUUACGGCGAAGCAAAUUCAAUACUUAUCGAAUUCGCAGUUCUGAUAAAAGUUCCUCCCAUUCUUCCAAAGAGCACGCACAUCAACCUUCUUCCGCGUCACAGCUAUCCGCGGCGACUCCGCAGCCCAACUCCGAGCAUACACCAGAGGCACCUUUGGACUCACCAUCAUCAGUCAACGACGUCAAUGACAUCUAUGAUCAUUACAGAAGUGCAAGUUUGGACAACAUGUCAGAGCUCUCCGUCCAAGAUGGCUCGCUUGCCAGUCCUUCCAUAACGAAGUCUUCAAUGGGACACAAGGAUAAACCUUUGGAUCUUGACGCGACCAGGACCUCGCAUCUUAAGCCCUCUCGACGCUUACAGGAUACUAAAUUAUCUGGGAACACUGUUCAACAUGAAAACACGGAAAUGCGUCGCUCUAGUGACGAAGGGUCGAAGACACCAAGCGACGAAAAACCCAAAAAGCGCAAAGGUGGUUGGAACUGGUUUAACAAGAAACAGUUACAAAACCAAGAAACGGAUUCGCACGAAACUAGGCCUCGGGCGCAUUCUGUUUCCAAUGAUUUUUUGAAUGUAGCAAAGGACUCUAAAGUUGCCACUUUGCCGGGCAAAAAGGUCAAUCACUCGAGACAUCGUCAUUACUCAAUUGAUUCUAACGAGGACAAAAACACUGGCGAGAAACAAACAGCCACUUCAUCAGAUAUGCAUGAGCAACCGUCACCGAUAAAGAAACCGAAACGCGACAAAUUCAUUAACUUAUUCAAAAAGAGGACGGGCAGCAGCUCAUCGCACGCUACCGAAAGCACAAGGGACCACGAAGCGGGAGAUGUGAAACAUAACGAGACAAAAAACAUAUUCUCUGAGACGAAUUUUACGCCUGAAAGAAGUACUGGGCACAAGACGGAGGCGGAGGCCCUACCACAACGAGGCUCGCAGGAGGCGGAAACUACGAAAACAGAUACACAAACGACUCUCAAACCCCAUCUUAACGUGACUCCAAAGAAAAGGACAACAGCGACCAACUCGUCGGUGCAUGCAGGUCUAGAGGAAACCGUGUCUGAAACGCAACAAGUUCCGCAUGUACAACUGUCCGACAAAGCACUGCCCGCCAAUGGUGUCUCUAAAUCGGAGCAACUCACAAAUCUGGAGCCCGCAUCACCACCAGAAAAAGCACUAGAAACGGCUACAACAGCUGAUGAGAUAUUGCCGGCUCGAAAACUUGCAUUUAGCGACGUUAAGAAACCGGGGAAACCGAAUGCGCCCAUGAAGUUCACUGACAGCGCAUUUGGGUUUCCUCUUCCACCGCUCACUAUCUCUACCGUGAUCAUGAUAGAUCAACGUCUUCCCAUCAACGUGGAAAGAGCCAUUUAUCGCCUCAGUCAUCUCAAACUCAGCGAUGCCAAAAGAGAACUCAGACAACAAGUACAAUUGAGCAAUUUCAUGUACGCGUAUCUGAAUCUUGUGAAUCACAGUCUGUAUCUACAACAGCUAGAGGAAGACAGACAAGCAGAAUUUCCAGACGGUCAACAUCAAUUUAAUGGACAGAAUCACUCCCAAUUGGGUCAAACCAACUACGCGUCUGACGAAAACCGCGACACCAUUAGCAUACCUGAUAUAUAG